Coniosporium apollinis CBS 100218 is the source of this 2289-nucleotide messenger RNA. RefSeq lists its product as uncharacterized. NCBI's taxonomy places the organism in Eukaryota, Fungi, Ascomycota, Dothideomycetes. Gene Ontology annotation, biological process: nucleosome assembly; DNA replication-dependent chromatin assembly. Gene Ontology annotation, molecular function: protein binding. The transcript is spliced from 5 exons. The record is from RefSeq and is a predicted model, not a curated record. Bases 1 to 2289 code for a protein of 762 amino acids. Gene Ontology annotation, cellular component: CAF-1 complex; nucleus.
AUGAAGGCUGCACCGCUGCUCGUCUCAUGGCACAACGACAAUACUCCCAUUUACUCUGCUCAUUUUGAGCCUCACGGCAAAGGCCGUCUAGCUACCGCUGGCGGGGACAACAAUGUUCGGAUCUGGAGAAUUGAAGCAAGCGGUGAGGAUAGGAAGGUGACCUAUCUUUCAACUCUCAUCAAACACACACAGGCCGUCAACGUCGUUCGAUGGUGUCCUCGAGGCGAGCUACUCGGCAGCGCCGGGGACGACGGCAAUGUCCUUCUAUGGGUGCCAUCGGAGACCCAGACCCCACAGGCAUACGGCGAAGAUGGUCUUGAAGACAAGGAGGCAUGGCGUGUCAAGCACAUGUGUCGUUCCUUGGGCUCCGAGAUUUAUGACCUUGCCUGGUCUCCGGAUGGGCAGUUCUUCCUCACUGGCAGCAUGGACAAUACUCAGCUGACAGGUGGUGCAGGGAAUGUUGUCAGACAGAUCGCAGAACACAACCACUAUGUGCAAGGCGUUGCGUGGGACCCGCUCAACGAGUUCAUCGCGACUCAGUCGUCGGAUCGAUCGGUACACAUAUGGCAGCUGAAGACGAAGGAUGGUCAAUUCUCGCUUGCACAACACAGCAAGGUGACGAAGAUGGACCUCCCAGCCCGCCGCAUAUCUUCGAACAGCCCCGCACCCCCAGACUUCAGCUCCAGACCGCAUUUUGUGGAUGACACAGCAUCGUUUGCAGCAGGGUCACCCGUACCUUCAAUGCCCGGAACACCACAAUCUCUGGCUCUGCCGAUGAAUCCUCCGGCUACGUCUCAUAGCCGCCGUUCCUCAUUCGGGACGUCCCCCUCUAUCCGCCGGUCGGUGUCACCGGCACCUUCGCUACCUCUGCCAGCUGUGAUGCCCCCGGCAUCUCCAAACAUCGCUGCCGGGCUUGGUGUGAGGAACACGAACAUCUACGCUAACGAGACCCUUACGUCUUUCUUCCGGCGGUUGACCUUCGCCCCAGACGGUAGCCUGCUCUUUACGCCUGCUGGACAGUACAAGACCUCGCACCCUUCAGCAACAGACGCUGCUAAGACCUCGGACGACAUCAUCAACACCGUCUACAUAUACACUCGUGCAGGUCUCAACAAGCCGCCCAUCGCGUAUCUUCCAGGCCACAAGAAGCCUUCUGUUGCUGUCCGCUGCUCUCCUAUCUAUUACACCCUACGGCAAGGGGCAGUUGUGCCAACAAAGCAGAUUACGGUCGACACCUCCUCAGCCGACGAUGAGAUUCUUGCACUACCAGAGCCAGCUAUGCCGACAAAACUUCCUCCUUCAAAUUAUACGAUGGACCCACCACCUCUCGCCGGCGCGACGUCCCCGUCUCCCGGUUUCACAGCAGCGUCGCCGAAGACCGUAGAUCCCGACUCAACACCUACGUCAUCGAGCCUGCCUGCGGGACCGCCAGCGGCAUUCGGUCUGCCUUAUCGCAUUGUAUACGCUGUGGCCACACAGGACGCUGUAUAUGUGUACGACACGCAGCAACAGAAACCACUUUGUGUGGUCAGCAAUCUCCACUACGCAACGUUCACAGACCUCUCGUGGUCUAACGAUGGCUUGAUGCUACUGAUGACAUCAUCUGAUGGAUUCUGCUCAUGCCUAACAUUUACCGCUGGAGAACUAGGCCAAGUCUAUCAUGGCAACACACAGAAGCAUCAUCCUCCCGCCAUCAACACUUCUGCCUCUUCGACCAACUGCACCCCUACAGCAACUCCCACUCAACCGACCAUCCCAUCGCUAAUCAAGCAACCGAGCUCGACCUUCCCAGCGUCGCCUUCGUCGUUUGCACCAGCUCGACCCGCCAGUCCAGCACGGUCAAUGUCCGCAUCCUCUGCGGCUUCUUCAUUCGCAAUACCGCCAGAUCCAAACGUGACGAACAAUCCGAUUCCGUCCAUGGGAAGCGUACCGAGUGUAGCAGCAGCGAAUUCAGGCACGGUCAGUGGUAUGCCGAUGUGGACGCCGCCGCUCACGCCGAUGCCCGGUUAUCAUGGCGGUCACAGCGCAACGAGCUCGAUAAGUGGCCCGGUGGUUGUGGCGCCAAGGCGAGAAUCUGAGACGGAAGCUGAGACGUCGAACCAGACGAGGAAAAGGGAGGGAGAGAAUGAACGAGAAGACGGGAAGGAGACUAAGAGAAGAAGGAUUGCACCGACGCUUAUCAGCGCUGGAGACGAGGCGGGUGCUGCGGCGGCUUCGGCCCAGGCUCCCACUCCAGCAUCGGCCCCGGUCCCGCCACCUGAUUCGCUGCCCGGCGGACCAACUCAGUAA